Molecule: messenger RNA, 1821 nt
Organism: Anthostomella pinea
Lineage: Eukaryota; Fungi; Ascomycota; Sordariomycetes; Xylariales; Xylariaceae
Source: the annotation of a GenBank genome assembly
AUGUUUACUGUCCGCAGCCAUGUGCCGGCCGCCCUCCUCAGACUUCCCGUCAGCAAGCGGCUGCUGUCGUCGACAUGUCACAGACCGGGACCGCCCCAUCUCGAAAAAGCCAUUGUGCAAUCCGAAGGCCCCGUAGCCGAACAGCUCGUCGCAACCGGCCUAUGGAAACCCACGCGGGGACCCGGUGCCAAGAAGACGAAAGAAAAGACGAAGGAUGUCCAGGGCGACAAGACCAGGGUCAACAUCGUCAGUGACGGGCUAUGUGACGACAUCCUCUCCUACGUUGGCUCUUCGCUCGACCGACACAAGGGCUGCGACAUCAUCGACAUCAACCCGGGCGCCGGAGUAUGGAGUCGCAAGCUACACGAACGCCUCCAGCCCCGAUCCCACAUCCUGAUGGAGCCCGACGCCGAGUUGUAUCGGCCAUUCCUCGAGCCCAUCCUCGAGCGGCCCGGCGCCACCAUCGUUCCCAAGUCGGGUCUCGUCUGGCGAGACCUCAACUCCAUUUUGACCCCAGAGUAUUUGCCACACCAAGUCGUCCCCGAGCCCGCCGAACAGAUGCGCCAGAACGACACCCUCCUCGUCACCGCCAACUUCUCCUUCCACCCCAAGAAGCGCUUCCACACCUUCGAAUCCAUGGCACAACUAUUGCUACACCAGUUUGUCGACGCCGUCCGUACGAGCAACCUAUUCCAGCGGUACGGGCUGGUCCGCAUGCUGGUAUGGACCAGGAGCGACGACAAGGGGGGCGUCAUUCCGAAAUCUAUGCAGAAGCGGAGGCGGGGCGCCCUCGAAUUCGAGCUUUUGUGCGAGUACGUCCACGAGGUAUGUGGCCGCGACGUGCCCGAAUCGCCCUGGUUCAUCCGCGAGGACGCCAUCAUCAACGACAGCAACAGGACAACACUGAAGAGGAUGCGGGCUGCCAAGAUGCGAAUGCCUGCGGGCAGAGAACCCGAGUCUUUGAAGGGAGCCCUAGCCGCGUCCAAAUCCCGGGUGAAGGGACCCGUGCCGGGAAAGUCGCUGCCAACCUUCCAGAGGCCCUUUCAAGCCACUCUGUCGGACCUGGAGACGGCGCACGAUGAGGAUCUUUUCGCCAAAGGCUCCGAGGAUUUCAAGGCCCUGCAACGCUACCGGUGGAGGUCGAGCUCGGAGGACAGGAAGCACCAGCGAAUGCUUGAGCUGCAAACUGCCCUCGAUCGCGUCGUUGCCCUGCACAAAUCCAGCAGGGCAACCCCCAAGUCGAUUGAGGCAGCCGAGGCAGAGUUCCUUGCGCUUUGUCAGGGGGGUCAGGGAAUGAUUGGCGAGUUCACCACAUACAAAGACAAUAUCCACCUCUGGCGUCAGGACCCGCCGUUGCUCAAUUGGGACCGUCGACAAUACGACCCGAUGGUGGUACGGCCUGCCGAGUUCUUCCCUAAUAUUGAGUGCAGCCUCCUCGAUAUCCAGCCCAAGGUGGUACAUCCGCUGCUCCGCCAGACGGGGCCAAACUCGAACCGCGCCGCCGAUUCGUUCGAGCUGAUCACUGGUUCUCUGAUGAACCAAGGUACGCAGCCGCUGGGUCAGACCUUGGAUGCUCUGUGGCCCGGUGCCGCUGACUAUAUCCUCCCACGCUGGAAGAGUGGUAAGGAUUUUGCCCGUGGGGGCUUCCUUGACCACCUGAAGCAUGCAGAGCCGACAGCGAGGCUGUUGAAUGCAGGGCAAUGGGAGGAGCUCCUCGAACUAUGGAUGGAGUGGCCCUUUCGCCCGGAGUUCCACGAGCUGGUUGCACGAACGCAGGAAGACUGGGAUAAGUACGACGAGUCGGGACCCGUCGCCAACUGA